This is a messenger RNA of Pan troglodytes (chimpanzee), 3159 nucleotides long. It is a transcript of the gene CRYGB, whose product is annotated as crystallin gamma B. The record is from RefSeq and is a predicted model, not a curated record. Gene Ontology annotation, biological process: lens development in camera-type eye; visual perception. The coding region runs from base 2567 to 3094 and encodes 175 amino acids. The transcript is spliced from 7 exons. NCBI's taxonomy places the organism in Eukaryota, Metazoa, Chordata, Mammalia, Primates, Hominidae. Gene Ontology annotation, molecular function: structural constituent of eye lens.
GUGACCCAAAUGAGUGCUCCAAAGUUUGCUACAGGUUCAGUCCUACCCACUUAAGCAAAGGCAGACGUGGCAUAGUUCAGCAGGGUCAUGUCAAUGAUGCAAUGAUGUACUGAUGAACUCAGGAGGCUUCAUGUGGAAGACAUGUAGCUGGUUACCAGAGAGCCAGGAAAAGAAGUCUGCAAAAGCUACAGGAAAAAUCAGAUUAUAAGCUAUAAUAUUUGUGUGUGGGGAGGGGAGAGAGGGUAAUGAACUUUCCCACUGAGGCCUCUAAAAGACCUCAAUUAACUUUAAUGGCUUCUAAAUGAAUGACUGUUUUUGGAAAAAGUCAGGGUUUUGUUAGAUCCAUUCAAAUAUUUUGAUAUACAAGCUUGUAUUAACCAUUCUAGAGGACCUUAAAUGGGUGAAUUUUUCUGAUUUAAAUAAGGCCUGUAUUUUUUAAGGAAAAGUUUUGCACUUAUUUUUAAAGGAAAAAAGCUUGUGUAUAACUUUAGAGUUAAACUCAGUAUUCAAAUCCUCGGAUAAAAGGCUCCGGCAUUGUCUUCACUCCCCAUUCUGAUGACACAAAGAGAUAUUAUCAGCCAACAAAGCACGUUUUGCUGCAUUCAAGACCCAAUGUCUCAUUCCAUGGACCCAUGCAUCUUCCAAAAUACAAGGAAGUGGCUGGGAAUCUCUUUCAUUAUUUCCCUUCACAAAAAUGCUGCUUAUCACCUUUUCUUUUUCAUUUUCACACUCUUGGUCAGCCCACCUCUCCUGUCCCUCUACAUUAGCCAUGCGAGUGACCAGCUCCCAGUACCAGGAUUACUGAUUUUUCUACGUAUCAGAACCAGAGACUGGUUGAAUUUGUAUGACUUAAAGGAUGUUACUCUAGGGUCCUCAAUCACUUAAACACCAUCCUGCAGAUAAAAAUCUGGUGGACACUCUGGUGCUGCCUGGACUUCCACUCUGGACUGAAGCACUCCUUCUCCCAGAUGCUGACAGCUUAAAGCUGAGUUUGUCUCCAAGAAUUUUCCUCUGCUGGAGGAAGCUGCCUUGCCCAAAGUUACACUUCUCCAUGGCAGCAGCCCACAUCAAAUUAUGGGGCAAUGCAGAGGCACAGAUUCCCAGUCCACUUGCCUAAGUUCCUGACGACUCUAGCCCUAGCCUUCCCUGUGGGAUCGGAUGAGGUCACCAUUAUUGCAAUAGCUCUCUCUCAGCUCACACUUACAACUGCCUGCAGGGGUCCCUUCUGACCAGCUGAUAGAGAGGGGGAAGGCUGAGCUUGAUACACUAAUAAAUUGGCAUGGCAUUUGGGUACAAGCCCAAAAUAGAAUGCUGCUGCAGAAUAGCUCACUCAGGAGUCACCCUAAAGACAGCAGUGAGGGAAAUCCUCCCAAAAGGCAACCUUGAGGUAGUGCACCUGGCUGCUCACUCGGUACAGAAAGAAAAGUAGCCCAAGGUCAAGCAUAUAUGGAAUUAUUGAGCAGUAAUGUGUGGCUUGGCUGGCUGGUCCAGGGCCUGGAAGGAGAAAGAUUGGAAGAUUAGGGACAAGAAGGUCUGGGGUAGAGGAAUGUGCAGGGAGAUAUGGGAUUGGGCACAAAGGGCGAAGAUAGUUGUAUCCCAUGUGAAGGCCCAGUGUAGGGCAUCCACCAUUGAAGAGGCACUAAACAACCAAGUAUAAAAAAUGAUUUGGUCAUUUGAUACCAGUCAGCGUCUGCCAUCAGCCACCCUACUGCUGGCAGUGAGCUCACUAAGAGAGCGUUCAUAGUGGUAUGGAUGAAGGCUAUGCAUUAACUUCUACUUAUUAAGGCUAAUCCAGCUAUUUCCACUGUAGAAUGUCCAAUCUGCCAGCAAUAGGGACCAACUCUGAGCCCUUUUGGUCCCAUGCCUUGAGAAGACCAAUCAGCCACUUAGUGGUAACAUUUGAGGCAGAGCAGGAACACCAAACAGCAGGCAGGACUCUGGACAGCCACCAGCAGAAGGAGGGAUUUAGGCCCUUAGGAAGAUCUGAAAGGGGGAAGAAAGCCACAACUAUCUGUUUUUGCUCAGGUCAGAGCCAAUUAUUGAGGACCUGCAAUGUGCCAACCCUCUGCUCUAGGGCUCAGGGAUAGACAUGAACAAGAAAUAAUACCCAGCCCCCAGAAGCCUACAAAAUUCCAGGCAAGUAUCAGUUUUAUUCAAGACAAGCCCCCAAACACCAACAAUGAUGAUCACAGAAUUUUUUUUUUUUUUUUGAGACAGGGUCUUGCUCUGUUGCCCAGGCUGGAGUGCAGUGGUGCAAUCAUGGCUCACUGCAACCUCGACCUCCCGAGCUUAAGCGAUCCUCUCACCUCAGCCUCCCAAAUAGCUGGGACUACAGCUUUAGUGAAUUAGAACAACCCGAACCUACCAGAAAGAAUGAGAGUAAAUCGUUCAGCCAACCCCAGUGACCGGGGCACGGAGAGCAGCGAGCUUGCAAAUCCCCUUACUCACCAAAAUGGGCCCUUUUGUGUGAUUUCCUGUGGAGGCAGCAGUCAGGGCUGCUAUAUAUACAGUGACGUUCCCGCAGUCCCACACAGCAACCAGAAAACAUCUGCUCACUUCCUUCAAAAUGGGAAAGAUCACCUUCUACGAGGACAGGGCCUUCCAGGGCCGCAGCUACGAAUGCACCACUGACUGCCCCAACCUACAACCCUAUUUCAGCCGCUGCAACUCCAUCCGGGUGGAGAGCGGCUGCUGGAUGAUCUAUGAGCGCCCCAACUACCAGGGCCACCAGUACUUCCUGCGGCGUGGGGAGUACCCCGACUACCAGCAAUGGAUGGGCCUCAGUGACUCCAUCCGCUCCUGCUGCCUCAUCCCCCCGCACGCUGGCGCUUACAGAAUGAAGAUCUACGACAGAGAUGAAUUGAGGGGACAAAUGUCAGAGCUCACAGAUGACUGUCUCUCUGUUCAGGACCGCUUCCACCUCACUGAAAUUCACUCCCUCAAUGUGCUGGAGGGCAGCUGGAUCCUCUAUGAGAUGCCCAACUACAGGGGGAGGCAGUAUCUGCUGAGGCCGGGGGAGUACAGGAGGUUUCUUGAUUGGGGGGCUCCAAAUGCCAAAGUUGGCUCUCUUAGACGAGUCAUGGAUUUGUACUGAAGUAUUUACAUUCUCCACUUUUCUCCUUUAAAAUCUAAUAAAAUAUUUAGCUUGUGUUUCUGGCA